Sorghum bicolor (sorghum) is the source of this 1865-nucleotide messenger RNA. RefSeq names its product mitochondrial thiamine diphosphate carrier 2. Gene Ontology annotation, molecular function: thiamine transmembrane transporter activity. The coding region runs from base 205 to 1188 and encodes 327 amino acids. The transcript is spliced from 8 exons. NCBI's taxonomy places the organism in Eukaryota, Viridiplantae, Streptophyta, Magnoliopsida, Poales, Poaceae. Gene Ontology annotation, cellular component: mitochondrial inner membrane. The record is from RefSeq and is a predicted model, not a curated record. Gene Ontology annotation, biological process: thiamine pyrophosphate transmembrane transport.
GCUGCAGACCGACCCGCCCCGGCCGCGCCCACAGCACAGGCCACCACGACGCGUCGACGCGGCGGCCCCCGGCCCCAAGAGCCAAACCGCCUCUUUUUCCAAAAGCCAAACCCACCACCCGUCCACCCUCCCCCAUUCUCUCUCUUUCCUUUCUCAGCCCCGUGACCCGUCUCGCCCCUUCUCGCCUAGCCGCCGCCGCCGCCGAUGGGCUCUGGGGAGGAGCCGUCGCAGAUGCGGAGGGCGCUGGUGGACUCGCUCGCGGGCGCCAUCUCUGGGGGCAUCUCCCGCACCGUUACCUCCCCCCUCGACGUCAUCAAAAUCCGCUUCCAGGUUCAGUUAGAACCCACAACCUCGUGGGGCAUUCUUCGAAGGGAUGUAUAUGGACCUUCCAAAUACACUGGGCUUCUGCAAGCAACCAAAGACAUUCUCAGAGAGGAAGGUUUACCGGGAUUUUGGAGAGGAAAUGUACCGGCUCUGAUGAUGUAUAUGCCAUAUACAGCUAUACAAUUCACUGUUUUACACAAACUAAAAACAUUUGCUUCUGGUUCAUCUAGAACAGAGGAUCAUUUGCAUUUGAGCCCUUACUUAUCCUAUGUGAGUGGAGCUCUAGCAGGAUGUGCAGCAACUAUAGGGUCAUAUCCAUUUGACCUUCUGAGGACUAUUCUUGCAUCGCAGGGUGAACCAAAGGUUUACCCCAACAUGAGAUCUGCAUUUGUUGAUAUAAUUAAAACUCGUGGUGUUCAAGGGCUUUAUUCUGGUCUAUCUCCAACUCUUGUGGAAAUCAUACCAUAUGCCGGUUUGCAGUUCGGUUCAUACGACACUUUCAAACGUUCGAUGAUGACAUGGAACAGAUAUAAAUAUUCACAUCUUAACUUAGGAAGCGAGGAUGAUUCAGUAUCAAGUUUCCAGCUAUUUCUUUGUGGGUUUGCAGCUGGGACAUUUUCAAAGGCUGCAUGCCAUCCACUUGAUGUUGUAAAGAAAAGGUUCCAGAUUGAAGGACUAAAACGCCAUCCAAGGUAUGGAGCUCGAAUUGAGAGCAGCACAUACAAGGGCAUGUACCAUGCCUUAAAGGAGAUUGUCGCAAAGGAGGGAUUUGGAGGCCUUUAUAAGGGCCUUUUCCCCUCUUUGGUGAAAUCGGCCCCAGCUGGUGCUGUGACAUUUGUGGCAUAUGAAUACAUCUCAGACUGAGGCUGCAGUUCCAUUGGAUCUUGCAGUCCAUACGAGGUUUGGGAGCCUGCUAAAAUCAACUGGAUGAUUCAUGCUCGUAAGCUCCUCUCAUGGGUUUUGGCAAAUCAUUAGAACAGAAAUUGGCAAUCGAGUUGAUCAACUGAAGAUUUGCAUUUCUAGAUGUCUACGCACUGAGGCCUACCUUUUCUUCAAACCUGAAGUUUUAUGUUUUUUGUUCUUGUUGUUGUGUGCAUGCUAGUUCGCGUUCAAAGGAGUGAUAGAACCUGAAACUGAUUUGCAGGAUAGGGAGCAAGGCAGGAGUUGAGUGAAUUCUUGUUGGAUCAUGGAGCUGUCAGGAUACCAUGACGAAAACUUUUGCACAGCCUGGACAUGGAUGGUGUCCAGCCGUCCAGGUCAAUCGUGAAGUGCAUACAAUUCCUAGAGAUCUGAUACAUGUAAAGCCUUACAUAGAAAAGAGCUGUUUUGUCAUUUCUUAUUCUUUACCCCAAUUGCCUAAUGUGGUGGUAGGGCAUUCGUUGCCGUGUAAAACAAGGCUGAGUAAAACUAACAUAGUGAUCGUGACACAUCACUCAUGACGAAAGUCAAAAGCAGCCGGCAGUUUUGUUGGGAUCGUGUUACGAAUCUUUUUUCGACUGUGGUCAUGUUUACCACAAAGAUGGCAGUCGUAGUUCAUCCAA